Messenger RNA from Ctenocephalides felis (cat flea), 1799 nucleotides. RefSeq lists its product as uncharacterized. Bases 10 to 1611 code for a protein of 533 amino acids. Lineage: Eukaryota; Metazoa; Arthropoda; Insecta; Siphonaptera; Pulicidae. The transcript is spliced from 8 exons. The record is from RefSeq and is a predicted model, not a curated record.
GCUUACAAGAUGCGUUCCUCAAACUCUGUCCAGAUAGCCCGCAUCGUGGCCAUCACCGUGGUAACUUCCAGUUUUAUCCUAGGAUGUUUCAUCCUGGCCUCGAGCUAUCUGACGGCACGCGCUUCCUGCGAGCAACUCCAGCAAUUGGAUGCUGUUCUCGAAAAGGAAUUGAUGUUGGAAGCCAGACACUUGCAGCCGGAAGCUUUGAUCCAGGAGGAAGCUCUCCCCCAAGCAGAGCAACUGCAAGCAUCAGCCAGCUCCAAUCAGUUGGGAGCAGGCAAAAACAAAAUACCAACUGACGAAGGAAAAUUACAUUCAUUAGUUGGCGAUACUCCCGAACAUGAUGAACCAAAAUCUGAAGACUCGGAAGACAACAAUUCCAUCUCCGACGAUUCAUAUUCACCAGAAACCGAUGAUUCUGAUGAAGAAGGCCACACCGUUCAAUUCAAGUUGCCACUGCAGUUGGACUUCGAUGAAUUAGCUGGUGCUCUCAUCGCAAAGAACCAAAGAUCCAGAAUGAACUGCGUUGUAGAGAAGCGACGUGCUGAAGAAGUAGUUGACCAUCAACCUCGCAGCAUCCACCUUCCAUUCGGAGUGAACUUAACCACUGAGCCUAAAUUCCAACGCGUUACUGGCGAAAGAAUGGCCAUCUUCUGCGAAAGUGGACACGAAGCAAGGUCUGGAGAUGACAACAUUCGCCAACCAAUUGUUUUGCCUAUCCAUUUAACAGCUCCACAACCACAACAACCUCAACAAAUGCCACAAAUGCCUCAACCAGCUCAACAAAUGCAGGCUCCAGUCUCUCCGGCUACAAGAUUCUUCCCCAUCCACUUCCAACCCCCACAAGCUCACCAACAAAUGAUGCCACCUCAAAUGAUGUCUCACAACAUGCCCAUGCCAAUUCCUCAACAACAACAACAACCACCCCAACAAAUGUUCGCCCCACAUCUCAUGAGACAACAAGAAUUUGUCAGGCCACAACAAGAAUUUGUAAGGCCACAAGAGGCUCGCGCUUUCCCAAUAAGACCACCACAAGAAAUUAGAUCUCAAGAAAUGGGAUCACAAGAAAUGGGAGCCCAAGAGAUGGGACCACAAGUACGUGUACAUAUCCAGAGGAUUGCCAUACCAUCUGAGAUUUUGAGGGGAAUGAACCCUAACGAGCCACCACAGGUACAACACGUUCCAUUGUCCGUCGGUCUCCAACGCAUUGGUAUGACUCCAGAAGCCUUCCGCGCAAUCCAGGAAGCUGCCGAAGCCAAAUUCCAACAGGCCCAAGAGUCUCAAGAAUCGCAAUCCCAAGUGGACUCCAGCAGCAGCAACGCCAGCGGCAGUCAAAGCGACGAAGACAGCCAAGAAGAUGAAGAGAUCGCCGAAGAAAUCAACGCCAUGCCCGAACAUGUGAUGCACGCACAACAAGUGGCCGCUUUCGCGCGCAACUUGCCCAUUCAGGCCGUACGUAUUCCCAUGCCCAUGGUACAACAGGCACCACCAGAGAACAUGGAAUCCGAACGCCCACAUUUCGUCCAACCAAGAUCUGUGCGCAGCAUCAAGGAGAAUCCCCUUCGCCGCGAAAAACGCGUCAAGAGAUGCGCCUGCAACUGCGAAUGUUAAACAAAAACCCCAAGAAAUUAUUUACGAAAGCAUUGAUAAAAUCACCGCUAAACGGAAAUAAUUUUUAAUUCAAUAAAAAAUAUUUUGUUAAAACAUAUUCGGAUAUUAACAACAUGUUUAUUUCUUUAAUUUUAAAGUAAUGCAGUUAUUAAUUGUAUAAAUAAAGUUAGAGAUUUUUAUUAAAGAAU